Sinocyclocheilus rhinocerous is the source of this 3037-nucleotide messenger RNA. It is a transcript of the gene rbm24a, whose product is annotated as RNA binding motif protein 24a. Gene Ontology annotation, molecular function: mRNA 3'-UTR binding. Lineage: Eukaryota; Metazoa; Chordata; Actinopteri; Cypriniformes; Cyprinidae. Bases 254 to 937 code for a protein of 227 amino acids. The record is from RefSeq and is a predicted model, not a curated record. Gene Ontology annotation, cellular component: cytosol; nucleus. Gene Ontology annotation, biological process: regulation of alternative mRNA splicing, via spliceosome; mRNA stabilization; positive regulation of myotube differentiation. The transcript is spliced from 4 exons.
UUGGAAGAGGAGUUCGACCCACCUGAUGAUCCUUGGCUCAAUCCGCUCCACAUUACUUACCACAUUAAUCUACCUCUGACAUUAAACCCAUCUGCGCGCGUGCGUUUUAUAUUUCUCAGCAACCGCUUUUUGUAACUUCUAGUGAAUAUUUUAACGGAAUAUUAAAGGAGUCUUACGGUCAUUAUCAGUCCUAAAUUGCACUAUAUCGUCUUUCCCUUUUUUAUUUUUUUGCACUUGAGCAUUUUUUGUGAGGAUGCAUACCACCCAAAAGGACACCACUUAUACCAAGAUAUUUGUCGGUGGUCUUCCGUAUCAUACGACGGAUUCCAGUCUAAGGAAAUAUUUUGAAGUGUUUGGCGAAAUAGAAGAAGCGGUGGUGAUUACCGACAGACAGACUGGAAAGUCCAGGGGUUAUGGAUUUGUGACUAUGGCAGACCGCUCUGCUGCAGACAGAGCCUGUAAGGACCCCAACCCCAUAAUCGACGGCAGGAAAGCCAACGUUAACCUGGCUUAUCUCGGAGCCAAGCCACGGGUGAUGCAGCCAGGUUUUACCUUCGGUGUUCCUCAGAUUCACCCUGCUUUCAUCCAAAGACCAUAUGGGAUCCCCACUCACUACGUGUACCCGCAGGCCUUCAUGCAGCCCAGCAUGGUCAUCCCUCACAUCCAGCCAGCGGCGACCUCCACCACCGCGUCCUCACCUUACAUCGACUACACAGGUGCAGCCUACGCACAGUACGCCAGUGCCGCAACCGCUGCGGCUGCCGCAGCCUAUGAGCAGUACCCAUACGCUGCCUCUCCUGCCGCAACCGGCUACGUAGCUACCGCCGGCUAUGGCUACGCCAUGCAGCAGCCACUGGCCACCGCCGCGCCAGGGUCUGCAGCUGCGGCCUUCGGUCAAUACCAGCCCCAGCAGCUGCAAGCCGAACGGAUGCAAUAGCAACCAAAGAGACGGACGGGAGACGCGCAGGGAAUCGACGCCCAGCGACUGCUACUAGAUGAUGAAGAGGAUGGUGAUGAAAAUAGUUGCUGGUUGUGGGUUGAUUGCAAGAGGAGGAAGAUGAGGAGCAUACGGGAAGGGGAUAGUAAUUGAUAGAAAGAUUAUUAGUGAGAUGGGAACUCCAUUGCUUUCCAACUUGCUGUGAUUUAAAGAAAAAAAGAAAAAAAACAAACAAACAAAAAUAAGAUCGCAGAAAAGGACGGAAUCUAGCUUUUUACUAUUAUCAUUAUCAUUAUUGUUAUGUUAUCUUUAUUACUAUAAUUAAUAUUAGAGUAGGAUAUUUAUUGCGAAAAGAGGUAUGCAGCGACUAAUCGCUGUGGUAUAGGUGCGUUGUAGACGAAACCUUAAGUCCCGAUGCUGUCAUUUAAUGUAGGCGACCGUUUUUCCGAAGGACUCUUUGAAAUGUCCCACAUUGUUUUGAUUCUAGGGCCCCUUACCUUUUUAUUUAUUCUAAUUUUUGAGGGCUCUUUUUGUUCUGUUUUCUUCUCAAGUGCAUUUUUUUUGAUCAUCAGGGAAAUGGAGCAUUUUUCAGCGAUCUAGAAACGACACACUCUGCCAAUCAGGGAUAGUAGACCUAAAUGUGGCGAAAUGGAGAAAGAUCCAGUGUUAGCAUGUUUUAUGUGUUGUGAACUACCUUUUUAUCUAUCUGAUGCUGAAUGUCCCCCCUUUCUCUGACUCCUGUAUUGACCUCCUGACCUAUGCAAAGCAAACAGGCCGCUAGGGGACAAAACAAAGUGCAGGAACGGGAGAGAUUUUCUUUUGGUCCCCCACAAUGGGCAUCGAACAAUUUGAAGGCACUCUCGAAAAGACAAAAAGACUGAGACGUAUUGUAUUAUAUGCUUACAAAACACACGGACUAACAUGUACACCGUUACACAAAAAUGUAAGUGUUAAUGUCUGUCUGUCUGUGGGCGAGGGAGGACCCAAACACAUACACAAAGAUGACUACGUAGGGGAAAAAGCAUGGGGCAUUGCUCAGUACUAGUACUAGAAUCAGGGAGCAAUUGCUGUGUUGGAAGGAACAGGCACUGAUAUACACACACACAGUCGGAUUGCUCUGGAAAGAUCACUGGUGCUCGUUUAUUGAGCUGUCACAGUUUCAUCCCUGGACUCCGGUCCUGCUCUGGGUCUGUCAACUCUUCUUAUCCUCCUAGAGAGGGUCCAGAAGCUUGAGGACAGACCUGUGCAUCCUCCCGAUAUCAGCGACGGAUCUUUAUCUGGAACACGACGAGGAUCCGCGAUAAGGGAGGGGGGGUUCCUGCAAGCUUUUUACCCUAUACCAAUGAACCGCUAUCGGCCUGGUCUUUAUAUGUUCACUAAGAAAUAUGUCUGAGCACCAGCACAGGUAAUAAGGUCUAUGUAUUUCAAUGAGCAACUCUUUACAGAACAGCACUAUAGUGAAAGGAUCCGAAUCCGUGCGUACGAGGGUUCUUUGUGUGCCUUACAUUUGUAAUGCUAUUUAAAGACAUCUGCUAUUUAAGAUAUUUAUUUUGAGUUGACUUAUGUUGUGCUCUAAGAUCACUGACUUGGAAGCGGUACUGUAUGGAUAUAAUGUAUUCAUCUCAUGGCAUAUUAUUAUAAGUUAUUGAGUAGGCUUAGUUGUAGUAUUAUUAACAUACUCAACCAAAAAUGUUGGUGUAGGACUUAAGAUACAAUUCUGUAUGUGCACUGUACAAUUCUUUUUUUUUUUUCUUUUCUUUAUACAUUUGGAAUUUUAGAACACGACAUUAAAUAUCAGCUAGUGUAAUGCCUAUCGUAUGACAUUUAUUUUAUUGCAGGCCUGUUGUUUCGGGCAUGCAUCUCCAUUUGUCAUAUCCAGAACUGUUUAAAAGACUUGGCGAAAGGACAAAAAAAAAAAGAUUUGGCGAAACCUAAGGGACAUGCUGCUUCAUACACUAGAAUGUAUUGUCAGUGUCGAGGAUGGAUGCUGUGCUUCUAUUGCUUUAAAUAUGCAUCAAAUGGGCUAUUUUACACUGUUGAGAAUUUUUAUACUUGAACUCUUUCUUACAAGGGAAAAUAUGAAAAAAGAAGAAUAACACA